CCCAUACUCACAGCAGGAAGGACCUCAGAGACCCACCGCCGUGCCCACAGCUGUCAUUUUACAGGCAAAGGACUCAGCCACACUCCUGCAGCUGUGCCACACAGAGAGGGGCUCAAGCCCAGUGUCCCUGUGGACAGCCUCCUUGUAUGGCUCCCAUCUCUAGAUGGGCCUGGCGCUCCUGCUGCCCCCGGCCACGCUGGCCUCCCUGGCGGACAGCUGGCUCCGAGAGGACUGCCCAGGCUUCAACUACGCGGCCUGGGCCACAGGGGCAGCCCCCGCGCAGGCGGCGCUGUGGGCCAAGUCCCCGGGCGUCCUGGCUGGGCGGCCUUUCUUCGAUGCCAUCUUUGCCCAAGUCAACUGCCAGGUCUCCUGGCUCCUCCCUGAGGGCGCAGAGCUGGUGCCGGUGGCCAAGGUGGCCGAGGUCCGCGGCCCCGCGCACGGCCUCCUGCUGGGGGAGCGACCGGCCCUGAAUGCGCUGGCCCGCUGCAGCGGGGUGGCCAGCCAGGCGGCGGCGGCCGUGGCGGCCGCCAGGGGCGCGGGCUGGGCCGGGCAGGUGGCGGGCACGCGGAAGACCACGCCCGGCUUCCGGCUGGCGGAGAAGUAUGGGCUCCUCGUGGGCGGAGCUGCCUCUCACCGCUACGACCUGGGCGGCCUGGUGAUGGUGAAGGACAACCACGUGGUGGCGGCCGGCGGAGUGGGAAAGGCAGUGAGGCGGGCCCAGCAGGUGGCCAACUUUACCCUGAAGGUGGAGGUGGAGUGCAGCAGCCUGCGGGAGGCCCUGGAGGCGGCAGAGGCAGGAGCGGACCUUGUGUUGCUGGACAACUUCAGGCCGGAGGAGCUGCACCCCACGGCCAGAGCGCUGAAGGCCCGGUUCCCGCAUGUGGGUGUGGAGGCCAGCGGGGGCGUCACGCUGGGCAACCUGCCUCAGUUCUGCGGGCCGGACGUCGAUGUCAUCUCCUUGGGGAUGCUGACCCAGGCGGCCCCAGCCCUGGAUUUCUCCCUGAAGCUGUUUGCCGAGGGGACCACUCCAGUGCCCCAUGCCCGCCGCUCCUAACGCCGGAGAGGAGGGCACUGGCCACGGGAUAACAUGGUUUCUUGGGACUCUACCUCUGCUCGCCUCGGUUUCCUAAUCUGUAAAAUGGGUCUAAUAAAGGACCAACCUUAUACAUUU
Molecule: messenger RNA, 1171 nt
Organism: Myotis daubentonii (Daubenton's bat)
Lineage: Eukaryota; Metazoa; Chordata; Mammalia; Chiroptera; Vespertilionidae
Gene: QPRT
Product: quinolinate phosphoribosyltransferase
Biological process (GO): quinolinate catabolic process; NAD+ biosynthetic process
Cellular component (GO): cytoplasm
Molecular function (GO): nicotinate-nucleotide diphosphorylase (carboxylating) activity
Source: RefSeq, a predicted model, not a curated record